Brenthis ino (lesser marbled fritillary) is the source of this 885-nucleotide messenger RNA. Lineage: Eukaryota; Metazoa; Arthropoda; Insecta; Lepidoptera; Nymphalidae. The record is from the annotation of a GenBank genome assembly.
AUGGGCCGAGAUGAAGCAGAUGCUGAGAUAAAGUCAUCUGGGCGAUCCUUCGAGGAGCUACCAUCGAAACUCGGCAAAGAGAUUGAGCUCGCACUCACUGGUGUAUCAGAUCUCGUACAAAAGGGGAUGGCUAGAGCAAUGUCUAGAAAGAAGCAUGAUGAUAGUAGUGGGAUAGACCUAACAAUUUCUCCAUCUAGUGGUGAUAAGAAGAAGAAAAUGAAGAAGAAGAAGCAGAAGCCACCAAAAAUCCACUUUGUCCAGCCAAUGAUGAUGCCGAUGAAGAAGAUGGAAGAUAAAGGUCGUGGUUUCGGCAGAGUUCAGACUUGGGUCGUAGGGAAUGUGACCGGAGGGAAAGGAAGGGGUUUUGUCUCGGACGUAUUGAAUGUAGGAGAGAAAGCAUUAGAUGCAGUAGCAGAGCAUGUCAUAGAGAAGGAGAAUUCAGAAAAUGGAUUGAUAGAUCGCAGUUCUGUUGAAGAACAAAGAGGCAAAAAGAAGAAGAAGAAGAAGGCCAUCCUCAAACUUCUGAUCCUCGGAGCUGUGCUUAAAGCCAAAAUCGGAACAAUAUUACAAAUUUUAUCAUUUAAAUUGCAGGUCAAAUUCUUCAUAAUAGCGCUGAUCGGUCUCGCUAUCAACUUGGCAAGAUUCUGGGUUGAAUUGAAGAAUAAACACAACCAACAACCUCAAAAGGUAAUAUAUUACGAGCAUGCACAGCAUCAACACCACUAUGAACAUGAGGACGAGCCGGGAUGGGGACCUUGGUCCAGGAGUAUGGAACCUGAGGAAACGGAAGUGGAAGUACCGGAAAACCCAAUCCACAACUCUCCAUACAGAGCCUACGAGAAAAACGCACAGGUGUUUCCAACCAGACCGCUUUUAACUUUAUCA